CGAACAUCUCCACCUCGAAGCUUCGCGACGCGCCGCACGCACCUCUGCACGCCAACGCACCACGACCAUUCCCUCCAUACGACUUUGUAAAUCGCGAUCUCGAUAAUGCCGAAGUUCUUCUGCGACUACUGCGAUGUGUACCUUACACACGACAGUAUGAGCGUGCGCAAAGCGCACAAUAGUGGUCGCAACCAUCUGCGCAACGUUCAAGCCUACUACGAGCAGAUUUCCAGCGAUCAGACACAGCAAGUCAUCAACAGUAUUACGGAUGCAUACAGUGCGGAAGGCCAGGCGAAUCCGCUAUAUGCUGCGAAUCUAAGUGGAGGGUUUCCAGGAGGACCAAUGGCUCCGCCUAUGGGGAUGGGAGGGCCGAUGGGCAUGCCUAUGCCUGGUGGAUUCCCGCCGCCAGGCAUGCCACCACCAUUCAUGCAGGGAGGACGAGGGGGCCCUCCCAACAUGCCUCCGAAUAUGCCGCCUUUCCCUCCGAACGGUAUGCCACCAAUGCCCGGCGGCAUGCCCCCGUUCCCGCCACCAAAUAUGGCUGGCGGACCCCCGAACAUGCCUGGAGGGCCGAUGAACAUGGCUGGAGGACCACCAAACAUGCCGUUCCCGUUCCUCCCACCGAACUCAGCGGGCUCGCCACCCGGAGGCCUGCCAUUUCCACCACCAGGCGGGAUGGGAAAUAUGCCACCGCAGCGCUUUCCUCCCGGUCCACCUGGACGCUAGGAGUAUCCUGAUGUGAACAUGGGAGGAAUGAACCUCACGAUACCAACCGACUACUUCUCGAGUCAAAGAUGCAAGCGCGAAGAUACGGAGAUACCCAAGAUGCGAGAACGUGAGGGCAGAGAUUGGAGAAUGUAUACAGCUGCUACAGGGGCGAAUGCAGCUGCAUUGCCGUCAAGGUUGAAGAUAGAGCCGGCAGCUCCAGCAGAGUGGUUCUGAACGCUACCCUGG
Boeremia exigua is the source of this 954-nucleotide messenger RNA. Its product is annotated as U1 zinc finger-domain-containing protein. Gene Ontology annotation, cellular component: U1 snRNP; nucleus. Gene Ontology annotation, molecular function: pre-mRNA 5'-splice site binding; zinc ion binding. The transcript is spliced from 3 exons. The record is from RefSeq and is a predicted model, not a curated record. The coding region runs from base 106 to 726 and encodes 206 amino acids. Gene Ontology annotation, biological process: spliceosomal snRNP assembly; mRNA 5'-splice site recognition; mRNA splicing, via spliceosome. NCBI's taxonomy places the organism in Eukaryota, Fungi, Ascomycota, Dothideomycetes, Pleosporales, Didymellaceae.